GCGGCCGCGCCCCUCCCCCGCGCGGCGCUCAGUGCCAGGCGGGAGGCGGCAGCGGUUGGAGGCUUCGCGGGGCUUUGCAGCUGGGACUUCAGUGGCGCCUCAGGCACCCGGGCUCUGACACGAUGCGGCGAGUGGUGCGGCAGAGCAAGUUCCGGCACGUCUUUGGACAAGCGGUGAAGAAUGACCAGUGCUAUGACGACAUCCGCGUCUCCCGAGUCACCUGGGACAGUUCUUUUUGUGCCGUCAACCCCAGAUUCGUGGCCAUCAUCAUAGAAGCGAGUGGGGGAGGGGCCUUCCUGGUGCUCCCUCUGCACAAGACGGGGCGAAUUGACAAAUCCUACCCUACAGUGUGUGGCCACACGGGACCAGUGCUAGACAUAGACUGGUGUCCACAUAAUGAUCAGGUCAUCGCCAGCGGCUCAGAGGACUGCACCGUUAUGGUUUGGCAGAUCCCGGAAAAUGGACUGACCCUUUCCCUGACUGAACCUGUGGUGAUUUUAGAAGGUCACUCCAAAAGAGUUGGCAUCGUGGCCUGGCACCCGACAGCCCGCAAUGUGCUUCUCAGUGCAGGCUGCGACAACGCCAUCAUCAUCUGGAACGUGGGGACAGGGGAAGCCCUCAUCAACCUGGACGACAUGCACUCAGACAUGAUUUACAACGUGAGCUGGAGCCGCAACGGCAGUCUCAUCUGCACAGCGUCCAAAGACAAGAAAGUGAGGGUCAUCGAUCCCAGGAAGCAGGAGAUCGUGGCGGAGAAAGAAAAAGCACAUGAAGGGGCCAGGCCUAUGCGCGCCAUCUUCCUGGCUGACGGCAACGUCUUCACAACUGGCUUUAGCCGCAUGAGCGAGCGGCAGUUGGCACUCUGGAACCCAAAAAACAUGCAGGAGCCAAUUGCUCUCCAUGAAAUGGACACCAGCAACGGGGUGCUGCUCCCCUUCUAUGACCCUGAUACCAGCAUCAUCUACUUAUGUGGAAAGGGCGACAGCAGUAUCCGCUAUUUCGAGAUCACCGAUGAGUCCCCGUAUGUCCACUACCUCAACACAUUCAGCAGCAAGGAGCCUCAGCGGGGCAUGGGGUACAUGCCCAAGCGGGGACUCGAUGUCAACAAGUGCGAGAUCGCCAGGUUCUUCAAGCUUCACGAGAGAAAGUGCGAACCGAUUAUCAUGACGGUCCCCAGGAAGUCUGACCUCUUCCAAGACGACCUGUACCCUGAUACAGCGGGGCCGGAAGCUGCGCUCGAGGCCGAGGAGUGGUUUGAGGGGAAGAGCGCAGACCCUGUCCUCAUAUCCUUGAAGCACGGGUACAUUCCAGGCAAGAACAGGGACCUCAAGGUGGUCAAGAAGAACAUUCUGGACAGCAAGCCUGCUGCGAACAAGAAGACUGAUCUCAUCUGUGCCCCCAAGAAGACAGGAGACACGGCCAGCGCGCAAAACGACGCCAAGUUAGAUGAGAUUCUAAAAGAGAUCAAAUCCAUAAAGGACACAAUCUGCAAUCAAGAUGAGCGCAUUUCAAAGCUGGAGCAGCAGCUGGCGAAGAUGGCUGCCUGAGGCCCACCCACCUCCACGGACGGCAGCUGCUCAUUGGCGUGCUCCAAGGGAGGGCAGAGGGGAGACACUGCCAUUUGGAGACAUUCCGUUUCAGAUCUGUCAGCCAGCGGUAGGCCACAUUCCAGUAAGAACUCAACUCCUCCCAAAUUUUCGAAACCAUGAAAGCUGAGUUUUUAUCAGGGAGCUUUCGGUGUUUGACAUGUCUGGUGACUUGUUGAACCUUACUGCAUUUGAAAUGCCAGAUAUUCUGAAUUUUAGACCCCCCCCCCCAGCAUCCUCCCCACACACCUUCUGACUCGGCCAGUGCCACCUCUGCUCUCUGUCUCUUCCUUUUUAAUGUUGCCAAAACCGAAAGUAGCUUUUUUUUCUUUGUAUUUUGCUACUUUGCAGUAUUUGUGUGGUUUUUUUUCUCUACAAUUUGAAAGGAACAGCACUGUGUAUUGUUUAUAAACUAAAUGAAGAUGAGAUGAUUAUUUUGUAUAAGCACUCAUGAGAACAAUCAGUGCAGCCGCACAGGGCCGGCUUACUCACAGCACAAACCUGGGCGUCUGCCGACGGUCCAGAAGGAAGACUUGAGAAAUCACGCGGACCCACACACCGCCCCCAGCCCACUGAGUCCUCGAUCAAAAGCUCUUGUCCCGUCUCUCUCUCCUUGCUCUCUCUUUCCUAGAAGUUGUGUGGUUGUGCAGAUGGAACUCAGCUCCCUGAAGCUGUGCCUCAGUGAUUAUACCCUAACCCAAAUAGCUCGUGUUUCUGCAACUUUGUUCUCCGCAGACGGUUGUGCCCAUCUCUUCCAGCAGUGUGGUUCACUUCCGGGCUGUUUUGGACAAGGGCACUCAAGGCGAGUGGACACCUGUGUGUUGAGAGUCCUUGUCCACGGAGGCAGCUUGCCUGGCCCUUGGGACUUGAACCAGGCGUGGUGCGCACAGCCUCUGCCCCAGACCCUCUCGGUUCCCUCGCUCCUGUCUUCCUUCCCUCCUGUCUCAGGCACCUAGCCAGUCCUCAAGGGCUCUCGAAUGUUGUAGGCGAAGGGAAUGCCCAGAACAACAUAGAAAGGGAAGUUCAGAGGCCGACCAUGGCUGGUCACGCACAGGCCCUCUGCCCUCACCUCACAGCCUCACACUGCAUGUCUGUGAAAGCAGGCGACCUGGGUGGUGUCAGGGAUCAUGACAGGCAAACCUUGGCAUGUGCUCGGGCUGGUGUGGGCACAGUGCUGGCCGCCAGCACACGCGCAGGUUCUCAGGGCAGGCAUAGUGUGGCAGGCAGCAGCCCCUUAGAGUGUGUGGACUGACUGACUGACUGACUGGGGACUGAUAAGAACAGGUUCUCUCAGCCACCUAGAUGGGCAUCGGUGACUUCGCAGCUUCAGGGCUCCUGAGCUUUGUGGGUUUCCCUGUCUGUCCUAUGUUUACUGUUGGAUGAUGAGAUGGAGAGGAGAGGCUGGACUGAGUCACUGCAUUGUCUGCACUUUCCUUUGCUGAGGACUGUGUCACGCGUCACGAAGGUUCUGGGGUCAGUCGAGCUAAUCAAGCGAACGAUUGUAGAGGCUGUGAUGAAGCUGGGGAAAUGUGGUUCAGAGGGGAAGGGGUGACUGUAGUGGGUGCCUGGCUGAGCAGGCACUUGGCUUGCUGUGGGGGCUCGAUUUCCCUGCUUUGUCUUAAAGCCAUGGCGUGGCCGGGGAGGACAGUGAGCUGCUCCUACACCCACUCUUAUAGAGUGGCUGGUGUUCUGUCAAAACACUCACUUCCGAUUUCAGAGAUAAAGACAUUGAUUACAA
Messenger RNA from Apodemus sylvaticus (European woodmouse), 3324 nucleotides. It is a transcript of the gene Coro1c, whose product is annotated as coronin 1C. Bases 123 to 1547 code for a protein of 474 amino acids. The transcript is spliced from 11 exons. The record is from RefSeq and is a predicted model, not a curated record. Gene Ontology annotation, biological process: actin filament organization; neural crest cell migration. Gene Ontology annotation, molecular function: actin filament binding. Lineage: Eukaryota; Metazoa; Chordata; Mammalia; Rodentia; Muridae.